AUGUUACAGUUAACUCGGAGCAUAGUUCGGAACUCUAGAAGAGAGUGGAAGGAUGUGAGAGACAUCGCACUGCAUAUGUUACUGAUAAUCGUCGAAUUUUGGGGCAUGGUAGUGAUAUUACCUGCCUUUCUGGUACUUCCCGGGAUUGUGUUUUCAAUACUGUGCAUUAUGAGUGCGGGCCUCAUUGCAGUUCUUACAUGGCCUUUGCAUGGCAGCCGAGUUGUAAGCAGUGGCAAGGAGCGAAAAAGGAACUUGGAGCAGCUUUCAGGUGUGAAAUUACUUUACAUUAAUGGUUCUAUUACUAGUCAGAGGGGCUUUCGAUCUCAUAUCAACUCCCUGUCAUUAAUCUUUGGUCGGCCGGUUAUAGGCGUUUACAACCCUACCAACGGACUUGUUAUUGAUAUCUUGGAAAUGCUGCUGCUCCGCUCCAUUCCAUAUCCCUCUCGUACUUCUACAACACUUUAUACCCAGCUGCGAGAGCUACUGCUUCCCCCCUCUACUCGCAAGGUCCUCGUCAUAGCACACGGAACCGGGGCUUCUAUUCUCUCUUCAGUUCUCAGCAAGCUACACAACGACCUCCCCAUCGACAUAUUAUCAAAACUCGAAAUCUUCACGUUUGGUUCAGCAGCUACUUAUCUCUCCAAUUCCUUACUCGCACAACACUCUAGAAUCAUUGGAGAACAUUCAACAACUUACCCAGGUGCAAAAGAGGAAAUUGAGCGAGUCAUCCCAUAUAUUGAGCAUUACGCGUUCUCAGCCGACAUUUUUGCCCGUUGUGGGAUCCUGAAAUAUAUGCUUAAAGUACUAGAUAAUCGCUUUUAUGGGAGACUGUUUGUUUUAAACGCGACUCCACAUACUGGCUUGACUUUUACACAGUAUCUGCAAGCAAUAUUUCCAGCGAAUGCGAAAGGCAGUAUGUUGGAUGAGGUAGUGGGAGUGGAUGUACUGAGUGCCGAAGCAAGGGAAAUCGCUGCACAAGGCUUGAACCUUCCUUUAAAGAGUUUAUCGAAUCAUUACGAAGGUAUUGGUGGCACGUUCUUGUCUGACAAAACUCUUGACAUGAACGGGAAGGGGAAGACGGUGAGACAAUUGAGUAGGCUUUGGCAGUAUGCAGGCGGCGCACAUCCGGCUGGGGAGGGUGUAGUAAUUGUAAAUACGACAGCUUACUCUUCUGAAUUAUAA
Molecule: messenger RNA, 1182 nt
Organism: Hyaloscypha bicolor E
Lineage: Eukaryota; Fungi; Ascomycota; Leotiomycetes; Helotiales; Hyaloscyphaceae
Exons: 4
Coding region: 1-1182 (393 amino acids)
Source: RefSeq, a predicted model, not a curated record